This is a messenger RNA of Trichoplax adhaerens, 960 nucleotides long. RefSeq lists its product as uncharacterized. Gene Ontology annotation, cellular component: nucleoplasm; cytoplasm. NCBI's taxonomy places the organism in Eukaryota, Metazoa, Placozoa, Uniplacotomia, Trichoplacea, Trichoplacidae. The transcript is spliced from 9 exons. The record is from RefSeq and is a predicted model, not a curated record. The coding region runs from base 1 to 960 and encodes 319 amino acids.
AUGACAAAGAAAGCGUUUAUAGCUUUAAUUAUGGUAUUAAUGCUGUGCUAUGGCAAUGCCGAAGUUAUUGUGAUAACUACCGCUAACAAAACAUUUUCAUUCGUUGACAUUCCUGCAAAUUUUGGCGAUCGGCUACCUAAACAAGGUUUAACGGGAACGAUAGUAAAUGCCAUACCAAGGGAUGGUUGUUCUCCUAUUCAACCCCCUCCAUAUACUGGUCCGAAUUGGUUUGCACUAAUACGACAGGGUAAUUGUCCCUAUUCUCCCAAAGUUUACAACGCACAAUUAGCUGGAUAUCGAGCUGCUAUAAUAUUUAAUCGAGAUUCUAAUGAACUAAUCCAAAUGAACGGUGUUUUAUUUGUUAACAAAAUUCAAAUCCCAUCAGUAUUUGUUGGAUCGGAUACCGGAGCCCAAUUAUCAGAUGCCUUCAAUUACAUUUCAAGGAGUACCAUUAUAAUUACUCCAACAUUACCUGUUCCUUGGAGUUAUUAUGUAACCUCUUUAGGGACUGUGGCUGUCACAUGUGUUGCUAUAGUACUAGGCGUGUAUCAAAAUAAAGUAGCUCGGAGGCGCUUAGAUAAAACUGUUCCAAUUUUUAAAUAUUCAGAAGCUUUAGAUUGUCAAGAUAUGUGUGCUAUUUGUAUUGAUGACUUUGCGCUGAAAGAUAGGAUAAGAAUAUUGCCAUGUAAACAUGCCUAUCAUUGCAAAUGUAUCGAUCCUUGGUUUUUGGUAGAAGGAAAGCGCAAUUGCCCGCUUUGCAAGCUUUCUAUAGAUGCUAAUGAUAGCAAUCAGAUUUCAGUCGGUCACGAAACAGUUUCUGCAAGCAAUAAUUUACCGAAUGUGGUAGUAGAUGUCAGUGAAAGCUCGUCUACAGAAAACCUAUUGGAAAGAUCAACCAUCUCGACUGCCGAUCAAUUUAAUGAAGUUACGCCAUUAGUUACACAACAUUCUAACUUAUGA